This is a messenger RNA of Entamoeba dispar SAW760, 414 nucleotides long. RefSeq lists its product as uncharacterized. Lineage: Eukaryota; Evosea; Mastigamoebida; Endamoebidae. The record is from RefSeq and is a predicted model, not a curated record. The transcript is spliced from 3 exons. Bases 1 to 414 code for a protein of 137 amino acids.
AUGUCAACUCAGCCUAUCAAAGAAUUAAUUUCUUUAUUAUCUGAUUUUGCAAAAAAAAUUAGUGAUGAUCUUGUAAGUUGGAAUGGUACAAAUCUUAUGACAAUAAUUGAAUCAUUAUCUCCAUCACUUAUCGAAGAAUUUAAACAAGUAGAAUUAUCAAAUGAUACAAUUAGUCAAAUCCAAAUGAUUAUUCCAGAGAUGAAAACAGUAUACUCUCAAUUCCUAUUAACUAGCUAUCAAGAUACUGAAACUUAUAAAACUGUACACCAACAAUUAUCUUUAAUUAUUCAAAGAAUAGUUGGUAUAUUAGAUGAUAAUAUAGCUUUGAUUGAUGGCUCUUUGUCUGAACUUAAACCUGUUUCAAUGCAACAAAAAAUUAUUGAUUUGACUCUUUCAGAAUUAGAGACUUUAUAA